Molecule: messenger RNA, 378 nt
Organism: Knipowitschia caucasica
Lineage: Eukaryota; Metazoa; Chordata; Actinopteri; Gobiiformes; Gobiidae
Source: the annotation of a GenBank genome assembly
AUGGACAAAGACGACGGAAACGUGAAGUACGUUUUGACCGGCGAGGGGGCGGGGUCUCUGUUCCUGAUCGACGAGAAGUCCGGAGACAUCCACGCCACCAAACGGCUGGACCGCGAGGAGAAGGCCAUGUACAUCCUCCACGCCAAAGUCCUGGACCGCACCACGCUGGCAGAACUGGAGCCGGACACGGAGUUCAACAUCAAGAUCCACGACAUCAACGACAACGAGCCGCGAUUCGCCAAAGACGUCUUCUUCGCCAGCGUUCCAGAGAUGUCCGAAGUGGGUGAGUACGGAGCGGCUUUGUGGCAGUUUACGGUUAGCAUCACCACUCAGACAAACUCGGACAAGCUCGGACAGAAAAAGAAGUGCGUCUGGUAG